Gavialis gangeticus (Gharial) is the source of this 2348-nucleotide messenger RNA. It is a transcript of the gene RAB12, whose product is annotated as RAB12, member RAS oncogene family. The record is from RefSeq and is a predicted model, not a curated record. Bases 89 to 649 code for a protein of 186 amino acids. Gene Ontology annotation, cellular component: trans-Golgi network transport vesicle; synaptic vesicle; endosome. Gene Ontology annotation, biological process: Golgi vesicle fusion to target membrane; Rab protein signal transduction; protein secretion. Gene Ontology annotation, molecular function: GTPase activity; GTP binding. The transcript has 6 exons. NCBI's taxonomy places the organism in Eukaryota, Metazoa, Chordata, Crocodylia, Gavialidae.
UCGGCGCAGGAAGCAGCCGCCCCGCCCGGCCGACUUCAAGCUGCAGGUCAUCAUCAUCGGCUCGCGCGGCGUCGGCAAGACCAGCCUCAUGGAGCGCUUCACCGACGACACCUUCUGCGAGGCCUGCAAGUCCACCGUGGGUGUUGAUUUUAAAAUCAAAACAGUAGAGCUAAGAGGAAAGAAAAUUAGAUUACAAAUCUGGGACACAGCAGGUCAGGAGAGAUUCAACAGCAUUACCUCAGCUUAUUACAGAAGUGCCAAGGGAAUCAUAUUGGUAUAUGAUAUCACCAAGAAGGAGACGUUUGAUGAUUUACCAAAAUGGAUGAAAAUGAUUGAUAAGUAUGCCUCAGAAGAUGCAGAGCUUCUAUUAGUUGGAAAUAAAUUGGACUGUGAAGUUGAUCGAGAAAUUACUCGACAGCAGGGAGAAAAAUUUGCACAGCAAAUAACUGGGAUGCGGUUCUGUGAAGCAAGUGCCAAGGAUAAUUUUAAUGUGGAUGAAAUAUUUCUGAAACUUGUUGAUGAUAUCCUGAAAAAGAUGCCCCUGGAUAUCAUAAGGAAUGAGCUGUCAAACAGUAUCCUGUCCCUGCAGCCAGAGCCAGAAAUCCCACCAGAACUGCCUCCUCCAAGGCCACAUGUCCGUUGCUGUUGACUUGUUGCUUCAUACAGAGUGAAAAAAAAUGAGUGGGAGGGGAAAGAAAGUGUCUGUACUUCUCUGCACUACAAUCAUUUGGCAGUUUCGUGUUGCACUUUGUGUUCAAGUCAGAGCUGCACACUAACUUGUAUAUAUGCAAAUAUGAAAUCCUGCAUAGGAUUCAGCUAUAACAGUAAAAUAUUGCCUGUCUCCCUCAAAAUGGUAUUUCAUUCAUUGCCCCAGUGUUUAUAAAUAUUGUACAGUCUACAGGCAGCCACCACACUCCCAGUCUAAGAGGAGGAGAAAUUAAAUAUAUACUUAUUCUUGAUUGUAAAUGUUGUAAUAGUCCUCGUUGUUAUAAAUAGGCAGGCAGAAGCUCUUCUGGUAUGAAGAUAAGUAUAUUAUGGUGCUUUGCUAACUAUUUUAAGAUGACUUUUUUUUUUCUUAAAACAGAAGACUUCCAUGUACAAAGCUUCCAUAAGCAGCAUUUAUGUUUCUUUUCAAUAUGGUCAACAAUUUUCCUUUUUUUCGUUUUUCUUUUUGCUGUAGCAUCUGCAGCUGACUGGAUUUACAGCAAAUCAAAGAGUAAUUUCCAGCACUCAUUAUUUAUUAUGUUUAAUGUUGAGCCGUUGCUUUGUGUUCAAAGACAUUACAUUUGGUGCGGUUCUAAAGGUGCAUUCUCAACUUGCAUAUACAAGUUCCUGCUUAAGCAUAACUAGGUUGCAGAGUCGGUAAAUAUUCAGUAAAAGUAGAGAUGUAUCUGAACUGUAAAAGAAGGUUUUAAAAGCAAUGCUGCUGUCCUAGACAAAUUCUUUUUAAAAAAUUUAAGAGCAUUUUUCCUGUGUUGAGGGAUAUAUAUAUGUGUAUUUGUCUGGACACCUCAGUGGGAGGGAUGGGUUGAUGGUAAAACUUUUCUUUUCUAAUGGUGGAAACUAUUCCAGUCAAGCAUAUAUUGUGAGGUUUUUGUCUGGUUAUGAAUUGGUGAAUUAUAUCUUUGAUAUAUCUUUUAUUAAAAUGCACUGUUUAGUUUAGUUGUGGUAAAUCAGUAAUUACAUAUUUGAAUAACUCAGUGUUCUGAAUGUUGUGGUAUUGAAAAACUUUGUGGUCUUUCUAAACUAAUGAAAUGCAAAUAAAAUUUUGUAUUUAUGAAUGCCAGUGGAGCUGCACCUGUUUUUAGAAUGGCAAAUACAAGUGGUGGAUAAAAGGUAAUAUCAUUGUUGUUAAAAAAAAAAAAAAUCUUUAUUUCCUUGAGAUCUAGUUCCCAUUUUUUAGAGAGGAAGCACAAGACACACUAAGAGUUUGCUUUAACUACUGCACUCUUUGGAUGAUCUAGCUUAACUGGUAUCCUGUGAUGGCAUGUGACUGUCAUGAUGUCUUGGCAGGCAGUAGCAAAGUUUUUAAUGACCCACGGGGAUACAUAUACAAACCAGUCUUGCAAAAUAUAGCUUCUCUUCUUUGGUAUCUGAAACUGUCUCACCACCUUUGCCUUUGUUUCAGCCUAAAGACUUACACUGAUCAGUAAGGUAAACUACUGGCUUCUGCAACUUAUUGUCUGUCUUCUGGAAGGAACUAGAAAUUCAAAAUUGGUCGUAAUUUUUACUCCCCCAAUGGGUCUUAGCCCAAUGGAUCAGAUAUACCAUUGUGCACAUAGUGCUGUCUAGGGGAUAUCUCUUUGGCAUACUCAGCUUCAACUAAUAAAUUAAGGAAGCUUGGUUAA